AUGACAACACAGCUACUCCAGGCGCUUCGGCUGCCGUCGUUGGCCCUGCAGCGGUCUCAGCUCAAUCGAAGAGCCAAGGAAAGAGACAGAGGCAGAACCAGAGCACCGCAGCCUCUGCAUUCGCCAGCGCAACUGAAUACACCAGGAUUAAACUUGGUGUUCCCCGCGUGCCCCUCUUGCACCCACAAAGUUACGCAUCACCACAAAGGCGCGGCCAAAAUGAACUGGAAUGAUACUGCGCGCGCACAGAGUCGACAGUGGGAGUGCCAGAGCUGCUGCUUGUAUCUUAAAGAGCAGGACGUCAGCUGGACUUACCGGAUAUCUCUCACUCUGGCCAAUGUGGUUAGCACAACUGGUGGCAGUAGUAGCAGCAUGAAGGAGGUAUCCGUCAGCAUCCUGGGCCCGGCCGCUGAUGUGCUUUUUGGGUGUACGGCGGCCCAAUGGGUUGAGGCGGUGGACCGCACGGUGGAAGCGCUUGAGAACAGCACGCACUCCAUCUGUGCUGCGGCCGCCACAUUGGCUGAGCGCAUGGCAGACCAGCUCGCUGCACUUGUUGAUAUUUCUGCCGGCGUACUCGACCCGUUCAUGAUUUUUGAAUGCAAGCAGAUAUCGAAUGCGUACGCGCGCAGCAACACCAACCAAUGCAACGUGUCGCGGAUGAGCAGAACGAGUGUUUGCAAGGAGCUUGCAGAAAUUGGAGGACCGCCAUUGAUACAUCUGUGGCAAAUGGUGGCUUUUGGAGCACUGUCAGCAGAGCUCGGUGCUGCUAGAGCCGAGCAAAUAUUGGGUUUAGGAUUUGCUGCGGCAUUCAAGAACGUGUGUGUUGCUGAUAUUAUUUCCGCAGCGCCCAUUUUCCCAUUUUGUGAUCCAGGCACUGGCACUUUGGCUGCGGACCAGUUCGCUAUAGACAUGAACAUAGAAAAACACCUCGAUUGCGAUGCCAUUUUUCAGCUCUGGAGAUUGGACAGAGCCGACCAAUGUGCGAGCACGAUUCGAGCUUGGGAACACACCACUUCUGCGCAACAGAUAAGCAGCAUUAUAGACAACGACGACCUUGACGACCUAUUUGACCAUUGCUCGCAGCUUCUGCUGUCCAACAACAAUAGCGCGGUGAGGCCUGAGGCCAGGUCAGCAAACACAAGCGACCCGCUGUUAUCUGCCCAGCUCCUGGACGAGAGCCGUUAUGACGAGUACUUGCACAACCUGUUUAUAGACUCCCAGCAGGGCGAAAGCACACUCUCGCAGCAGCCACAGUCUGUCGGCAGCAACAGUAGCAGCGGCACUAACGAAAGCGUGCUUUUUGACGCUGGAAUUCCUUACGACUGCGAUUUAUCGGCACUUUUGGCCAUGUCUCCGUUUAUGUGUACCAACGAUAGCAUUUUGCGCAGCCCAUGCGAAACACCAGCAGCAGCGGCAUCAUUGAGUGCAUUCGAGCAGACACUCGAGUCCACUCUCAGAGAAUUGCACGAGCACAAAAGUCAGCCCACCACUAGCCACCGAGCAACAAUGUUGGCGGCGGCACCGGUAUUUGCACGCACAAUUAGCGAAGGCGCGCAACGAACCCCUACAAGAAAAGGAAGAUUUGAAAAUAGCGGCAGCGCAGAACCAGUGAUUUUGGCACAAGAGACGCCAGUCGCUGAGCAACAUUCACCUGUCAGAAAGCGAUCCAGAAUUAUCGUAUGCGAAACGCCAGCGGCUCUGCAGCGUACACUGUCGCUUAAUUCCGUACCCCGCAGCAAGCGGUCUCCAUCAAACAACACGCCUUCACGUACCAAUAGCAAUUAUGCCAAUUGCUUAGUUGUGCCCGAGACACUGCUGCCAGCAUCAUCGACAACUAGGGCGCGCAAGGUCCCAUAUGUUAAACCACAAAGAACAAAAGUUGAAUCAACAUUGAGGGUCGGUGGUGUCAACAAGGGCAAUGCAAAUGUGAGGCCAACGCAGCCGUUGUCUUGGCUGGGAAGGCAGCUGAGCUUGUCAGUUAAAGGCAGCAGCGGCAAUAGAAGUGUUGGUUACGCGCAGCCACCACGACCAAGCACAAGACCAUCGCAGAAAUCUCAUGAGCAGCCGACUGUGUCAGCACUCGAGGCUCCGGCAGGUCGACAGAGAACCUUGAAGCUUGUCAAAAGAGGCACCAGCAAUAGCACCAGCGACCUAUUGAAAGACAAGAACUCGUGA
Molecule: messenger RNA, 2175 nt
Organism: Kickxella alabastrina
Lineage: Eukaryota; Fungi; Kickxellomycota; Kickxellomycetes; Kickxellales; Kickxellaceae
Exons: 1
Coding region: 1-2175 (724 amino acids)
Source: RefSeq, a predicted model, not a curated record